AUGAGAUGUAUUUUUCCUACACUCGACAAACCACUGGAAAGGGCCUUCCGAUGGUACACGCAGCAUCUACUCGUUGAUUACUACAUUUUCUUCAUUGUCGCUCCUAUAAUACUGACCUCUGUUUUGGGAUGCGGAUUCUUAUGGAUCGAAGAACUAACCGUAUUGGAUGCAAGAAGAUUGUACACACCUGUAGGGGCACCUUCUUGGGAAGAGGAGAGGAUUAUGAAUGAGCUAUGGCCGUUGAAACCAAACGAAUUCCUCCCAGAGCGGACGUUCGAAUGGCACAGGUACUUGUACCUUGUCGUCCACGGCAGAUCAACAGAGAACGAUACAUAUCCGAAUCUACUAGAGGGCUCAUAUUUGGACGAGAUUCAAAGACUUGAGGCUGACGUCGCAUCGAACGUGUUCUUCCCGAUGAGAGAUCAGUGGAGAGUGAAUGACACUACUGUUGUCAACGAAAAUGUCACAUUUCAGGAUAUUUGCAUGAACUGGUACGGUGAGUGCUACCGACAAACGAGCAUUAUUACAUUACUGAAGCGUCGCCAUGAACUCGAAGCAAGAGGAAUCGCAGUGAGUUAUCCGCAAGCGAAUCCUGGAGGCACACCGGUUUACCUUGCUUUUAACGUCGGAGGGGUAGAAACAUUUCCAAACGAUACAAUAAAGACAGCUCGUGCAAUGAGGCUGUGGUUUUUCCUCCGCUUUGAUACGCCGACGUUAGAUGAGAUGGCAAAGGAAUGGGAGGAAGCUGCAACAAGGCACGUUCGCGCGAAAUUCGAUGAAAAUCCUUUAAUCAAGUGUCACAUAAAGCAUUCUCGGAUCGUGGAUCAGGGUCUCACAAAGAACGCGAACCGACUGAAGCCGUACUUUGCAGUCACUGUGAUCGUGCUGAUUGCAUUUACAUCGUUCUAUGCCAUGAAAUGGAACAUUCGUAGAAGGAACGGACGAAUCACUGUUGGUGUGGAUUGGUUGCGCUCGAAGCCGAUAUUGGCUCUCGGCGGCGUUCUUUCAUCUGGGCUUGCUAUCUUCAGCGGUAUCGGUCUUCACCUCUGGUGCGGAAUGUUCUUUGCUGAGAUUACUCUCGUGGCUCCAUUCCUAGUACUUUCCAUUGGAGUUGACGACAUGUUUAUUGCUGUUGCGGCAUGGCACAACACUGAGCUGAGGUAUCCUGGUAACUCCCAUGCUGUGUUGAAAAAAAGAAUGGUCGAAGCAAUAAGUGAGGCUUCCGUCGCUAUUUUCAUUACAUCAAUUACUGAUGUGUUGUCGUUUGGUGUCGGAACUUUCACUGAUAUUAUCGCGGUCGAGGGCUUCUGUGCUAUGACGUCUGCAUGCAUGUUUUUCACAUGGCUGUACCAGGUAACUUUUUUUGCCGGCUUAAUGGUUGUCUCUGCGAAGGUGGAACUGGCAGGAAGGAACUCAUGCUUGCCUUGCAUUAAGGCGAAAGAUAUCCAUGCGCAAGAGCUAAAUGACAUGCCGAGAGAAGAUCGUUACCGUAGUCAAGCGACGGAAGAAGAAGUUGCAAAAGAAAAAAUUUGCCUGAGCUUACCUGUGGACAAUGGAAUUUCGUCUCGUCACAAAACCCACUCAGCAGCGAACGAAAACGGAAAAGAGAGAGAAAAGGAGACUGCUGACAUUCGCUCUAAACCUGAACCUGCCCACUUCAAGCUCAAGAACAGGGGUAAAAUGAGCUUAUUUUUCAGGGACUACUACGUGCCUUUCUUGCUUGAUCUCAAAACUAAAGUAGCUGUGUUCAUUAUUUUCGUCAUUUAUUUGGUGGCAACAAAAGGAAACUUCACAAUGGCUUCGAAAAACACUAUCAAACAAAAUGUUGCAAAGCUACUAAUCCGUCUCAUCUCAUCUCAUCAAAGAAAUCAAGUGUUUCUCGCAAGCAAUCGUAUCUGGAGAACUUCUAGUGGAAAAAUGGCAACCGAUCACAAUAAGUCACUCUUUUCCGAAGAAAAAACUCUAGUUCUGCUCACAGUCAUGGAACAAGGCCUGGACAUUGACAAGCUACUCCUGCAAACAGAUCCACUAGUGGAAGCAUUCGCUAGGGAGAUCGAACUGUUUCCAAACGGGGAUCAGGUAGAAAUUGCGAUUCGGAAAGCACCAGACAUGACAUUACCAGAAAAUAGGGAAUUGAUCGAAAUGAUUGCUCAACAGUUCGAACAGAUUUCAUACAGCUACGGCGAUAAAAGUACUUCACUUUGGCUUCGUGAAUACAUCAAAUACGCGAACCUAACUGGGUCCUUCCUAAACGACGACCGAGAGUCCUGGGUAAUAGGAGUCUAUGAAUGGUCCCAAUUGUUCGCUUUCUACAAACUUUGGUCGCAGGAUUUCGUUUGGGCCAACACAUCUGACUACGAUCAGCUCUCACUGGUGUCCUUCCGAUUUCGAAUAGGCCUACAUGAUCUGUCCACACCAACCGAUCUUGUGAUGGUGUCUUCGGAGUUGAGGGAACUAUCUGCCAAAUAUCCGGAUCUCGAAAUCUUCACCUACCAAUACAGUCGCUCUAUUGCGGAUCAGCUGAAUGUAAUUCUCCAGUCCACCAUUCAAAACGACACGCUAGCGGUAAUUUGUAUGGUGGUCAUCAGUCUGAUCUUCAUUCCCAACCCACUCUGUGCUGUCUGGAUUACCAUCGCUAUAGUCACAAUCGACGUCGGAGUUAUCGGUUUCUUGUCACUUUGGAGUGUGAAACUCGAUCCCAUCUUCAUGAUCACCAUAAUUCUCAGCAUUGGAUUCUCAAUAGAGUUUUCAGCCCAUAUCACACAUGGAUUCGUAAGCAACGAAGGAAAUCUCACUCCGAAAGAGAGAUGCAUUGACUCCAUGGAGAAACUGGCAUGGCCAGUGGUUCACGGCAGUAUGUCCACUAUCUUGGGUGUCACAGUCCUCGCGUUCAUCAAUUCAUACAUGGUACUGGUUUUUUUCAAGACAAUUUUCCUCGUUCUAAUCAUAGGUGUGUUCCACGCGCUUGUCCUUCUCCCAAUCGUUUUAGCAACUACAACACCAUACACAGAAAGGCUGAAUGCUCGAAUAAAGCAGAAGUCUGAACUAAAGAAGACUAAAGUUGUUCCUUCAAAUGGUAGCGUUUACGCCAUCACACUGCCCGUCAAUGUUUCCUGA
Molecule: messenger RNA, 3117 nt
Organism: Necator americanus (New World hookworm)
Lineage: Eukaryota; Metazoa; Nematoda; Chromadorea; Rhabditida; Ancylostomatidae
Exons: 30
Coding region: 1-3117 (1038 amino acids)
Biological process (GO): endocytosis; molting cycle, collagen and cuticulin-based cuticle
Cellular component (GO): plasma membrane; cytoplasmic vesicle membrane
Source: RefSeq, a predicted model, not a curated record